This is a messenger RNA of Apis cerana (Asiatic honeybee), 1020 nucleotides long. Its product is annotated as glycolipid transfer protein. Gene Ontology annotation, molecular function: ceramide 1-phosphate transfer activity; ceramide 1-phosphate binding. Lineage: Eukaryota; Metazoa; Arthropoda; Insecta; Hymenoptera; Apidae. The record is from RefSeq and is a predicted model, not a curated record. Gene Ontology annotation, cellular component: cytosol; membrane; cytoplasm. Gene Ontology annotation, biological process: intermembrane lipid transfer; ceramide transport.
UUGAUAUAUUAAAAUCGCAUUUAAAUCGUAUAGUAUUAUAUAUAUCAUAUUCGUAAAAAGUAAUAUAUGUAGUUACCAAAAAUAUUGCUGUAAACUAUCGAUCGAUAAAACGUAGUAAAUAAACGAUAAAGCAUAAAAGAACACUAUUAAAACGUUUCAAAACAAAAAUAUAUAUAUAUAUAUAUAUAUAUAUAUAUGUGUAUAUAUUGUUUUUUAAUUAUAUGUGAAAUUCAUCAUCAUCGUAAAAUUAUGGCACAUUUUUCGAGUGCUAAUGAUGACAACGAUGUGCUUGUUAAUGAAAUCGAAAUUUUAUUUCCAGAAAUCACAGAAGACGAUAAAAUAAGAACGGCUGAAUUUUUGAAUGCAGCACGAGGCAUUGUGCGAAUUGUUGAAAAACUUGGCAAAGUAUUCGCACCAGUUAAAUAUGAUAUUAAUGGUAACAUUGACAAACUUGAAACGAGAUAUGCAACGAAUAAAGAAAAAAAUGUAAUUUUACAAGACAUGAUUUUAAUUGAAAAAGCUACCGAGACUAAUUUAAUCGCAACAGAUGCUUUACUAUGGUUAACAAGAGCAUUACAUAUGAUUUUACUUUUUUUCGAGAAAAUUGUAGAAGAUGCUAAAACAACUACACCAACAGAAGAUCUAGUUGCAUUUUUAAAAAAAUCUUAUAAAGAAGCUUUAGAACCAUAUCAUGGUUGGAUGGCACAACAACUUUUUGAUCUACUUUCACGUAUGGUUCCUACGCGUUUGCAACUUUUACAAGCACUUACCAAUAAACAAAAUAUUGAAAAUGAUAUUGUUAUUAACAAUAUAGAAACAUAUUUAAUACGUUUACGAAAAAAUGUAUCAGUAAUACAAUUAUUUUAUAAAACUCAUAAUCUUGAUACCUAAUCAUGAUAUAAAACAUUAUUAAUUAAAUAGGCUUAUAUGUAUUAGGCAUUGCAUUGAUUAGAAAUUUUUACCAAACAAAAAAUCAGACAUCAUUCUGUAUUUUAAUAUAAAAAUUAUAUACUUGUUCUA